Messenger RNA from Aspergillus campestris IBT 28561, 4015 nucleotides. RefSeq names its product ankyrin. NCBI's taxonomy places the organism in Eukaryota, Fungi, Ascomycota, Eurotiomycetes, Eurotiales, Aspergillaceae. The record is from RefSeq and is a predicted model, not a curated record. Gene Ontology annotation, molecular function: protein binding; catalytic activity. The transcript is spliced from 4 exons. The annotation marks the transcript as partial. Gene Ontology annotation, biological process: nucleoside metabolic process.
AUGGCCACGUUCAGCCCCGACGCCUACACCGUCGGGUGGUUCUGCGUUCUCCGGGUCGAGGUCCAGGCGGCCAGAGCCAUGCUCGACGAAGAGCACAACCCACCAAACACCCCCUAUGACGAAAACUCGUACUUUCUGGGCCGCAUGGGAGAGCACAACAUUGUCAUCGUCGGGGUGGUUGUCAAGGGCCGUGCCUCUCUAGCCGAAGCCGCCGUCAACAUGAUCCGCACGUUCAAGCAGAUCCGCUUCGGGUUGAAGGUAGGAAUCGCCGGCGGCGCUGUCAAUGCCACCGAUCCGCGCGGCUUUCCCAGUGAUAUUCUCCUGGGCGAUGUGGUGAUCAGUAGACCAGAUGGUGGCCAUGGCGGGAUCUUGCAGUAUGACCAGGGCACGAAAUACCCCGGCAGAUACGAGAUCAAGUCGCAUCUGAACCGGCCCCAGACAUUGCUGAUAUCUGCCACUGGAAAGCUCGAGUUGGACCACGACGACGGGAGAGGGAAGAUGCAAAAGUAUAUCGCCCAGGCAAUAGCAAAAAUCCGCAAAGGAGAGGAAUACUUCUCUUUCCCGGGUCGCGAGCGCGAUCUGCUCUUUGAAACACCCUAUCACCACGCCGCCGGCAGCUCUAUCAAUUGCUGUGACAAAUGCGAUCGCACACACUUGGUGACGAACCGCGAAUCAAGAACAGCGCCCUCCGUGCACUACGGACUUGUCGCAUCGGCGGACACUCUCCUGCGUGACGGCGAGCUGCGCGAUGAGAUGCACGAGAGACACGAGGUUCUCUGCUUCGAGAUGGAGGCGGCAGGCCUCGCGAACAGGUUCCCCUGCCUUGCGAUCUGCGGGAUCGCGGACUAUGCGGACACUCAUAAGAACAAGCAGUGGCAGCCAUAUGCUGCUGUGACGGCGGCCGCGUACGCCAGGGAUCUUCUUGGUGUGAUCUCGCCCCAGGCGGUGGAAGAAUCGGAAUCGGAGCAGUGUACGUUGCAUUUCCAUGUGCAGGGCGCCGAUGAGAAGCCACGAGCGUUGUCUGGAAUCGAAACGGUUCUUGAUGCUGCUCAACGGAGCAAGAUCUUAGAAUGGCUUUCGCCUUUAGAGACCCCGACGGAGAACCGCAAUCUCACCGAUCUAUGUGCGAAUAUUGCCAAACACCUCCGAACAUCCUUCCCAUCGCGUCCUGUCAUCGCCAUAUAUCUGAGUGAUCAGCCGAGGAUACGCAAGAUGCAAACACCAGACGCCAUCUUAGGCUACAUAGUCCGACAGCUGAUCCAAUUUAACCCCAAAGUCGACCUCCCAUCAACGCUCACGGACGCACACGGGAGCCACGCAUCACGGACGGAGGCAUUCCUCAGACAGAUCCUCGAGGAGCUCCUAGCUAAGUUUGAACGGACCUACCUGAUCGUGGACGGCCUCAAUCAGUGCUCCGCCGAGGUUGUUGACGUUGCGAAAAUCUAUCCGAUGAAGCUUAUCCAGGAUGGAGUUGGGCUAAGCCUUCUCACAACAUCGCUCGGCUACAGAGAGACCACUGCGGUGGUAAAUUGCGAUAUCUGCAACCGGCAAAAUAUCGCUGUCUACUUCCACUGUGACUGCAACGAUGGCGACUUUGAUAUCUGUCUGGCGUGUAAGGACAAGGGGAAAGCCUGCCCUCAGGAUCACAAGGGCACCGAGUACGAUACUGUUCGGGUAGAAGUACGCGCUCGGGACGAGGAACUCGGUCUAUACUGCCAGAGCAGACUGAAACACAUCCCCAGGUCGUGCGGUGACCUUCGUGACGCGCGCCUGCAUCACUUUCCGCCCCACGAGCCCGCAGCAGUCGGCUAUCUGCACAAUAAGCCCGAUCUGCUCCACGAAGUGGCACAGAAUAUUGCAUCCAAAGCACAAGGAAAGUUCCUCCUCGCGAAACUCUGGACAGAGAAGCUGCUCAGUCUGCCCGUGAAGCCAAAGACCGAGCAGCAGCUGCUCGACGAGCUAGACUACAUGCCAUUUGGUCAUCUAAAAGGGUACUGCAAAGGAAGGAUCGAGACCUUGAAGCUGUACAAAGAUGAACCCGAGCUCGAGGUUGCAUUCCAGACGCUCACCUACGUUGCCGUCGCCUUGAGGGCUUUGCCGCUCCUCGCGAUCCAGCAUGCGUUAGCACUGACGAGCGAUUCCGGCGACAUCGGGAACCUGAACUUACAUCCGAGGACGUAUAUCCUGCGCGCGACGAACGGGUUGAUCACCGUAGACAAGGGAGACGUGGAACAUUCGUUCGUGCGGCUGCUUCACGAUACGCUGAGGCCGGUCUUCCGCGAAUUUGAACAUGAGCCGCGCUUGAAGAAUGCAAACUCUGCAAUGGCCUCGCUUUGCAUGGACUAUUUCCGCCACGAGCAGUUUGAUGCCCACUGUGAGAGCCUCGACUCGUAUCCGUUCUUGGUCUAUGCCUUGCAGCACUGGGGGGACCAUGUUCGCUUGGCUGCCUUGGAGGGCGAUUCCACACUCGAGGGCAAGGCAUGGCGUUUAUUGCAGGAUACUCAGCUCGUCGCAAAGCUUACUCGGGCCGGUCAUGGGCUGAAGGGUUUAGGCACCUUUAUCCACGAAGGUGUCAGCGCAGCUCAUCUCUGUGCCUGGUUCGGCCUGGCAGGUCUGGUGUGCAGAUUGAAAGGCGACAAUCUGGACGCCCAGGAGCCUCGACAUGGGUGCUCUCCCUUGCGCUAUGCCUGCCUCAAGGGACAUAGCGACACGGUAGAGCAGUUUUUGAAACUAGGCGUAGCGAUAGAAGAUGUGACGCUCGUUGAUAGUAUCCAAGGGAUACCCCGGACAAAGGCACCGCGCCUGGACGAGGAACAAAAGCGACGGAUCGAGAUUGUGGACAUACUUCUCAAGACAAAAAAGGUCAACGUCAAUGCCAGGGUGGGCAGGAAGAGCAGAACGGCGCUCAUGGUAGCCGUCCGAAACGGCCAUCAUGACCUCGUACGGUGCCUGCUAAGGAACGACGCGAUUGAUCUUGACGCCCGCGACGCUGAUGACCGCACUGCCGUAUCGUACGCUGUUUAUAAACAGCGAAGCUGGUAUCGCUCUCAAAGGCCUCUGAAGCAAGCGAGAGGGGACUUUAUGCUGAACCUGUUGCUGGAGCAGGGUGCCGACCCUAAUACAAGAGACAGCACCGGAAGAACAGUCCUAGCUCUAGCAGUUGCGACCGGCAACUCAUUAGCAGUCAAGGCCUUACUGGAUACUGGUUCAUUGGAUCUUACAUCUGAGAAGUAUAUUCUUCACCUCGCAAGUGCGGCGGCCUACCCAGAGAUCAUCCGCCACCUCCACGUUGCCCUCGGCCAGAAAACGGGCUGCACACCGGACAUCAACGCCCCAGACGAGGACGGACUAAGACCGCUGCACUACGCAAGCCUCUCACGAAGUACCCGUGCGGCCGACGCUGCAAAGACCUUGCUCGAUAUCGGCGCAGACCCUGACAGAGUCGACGUGAGGGGAUGCACCCCGUACGAAACAGCCUUCCUCGCGGACCAGACCAAUGUCAUCACAGCUUUCUCCCCGAGAGCGAUACACAGCAGCCGAACAAAACCAAUCACCGAUCUCCCUGCGCUAACUCUCGCAAGGAAUUGCCACUGGACCCUCUUGAAAGACCUGGUCAUAGCCGCAAGACCUGAUGUUGCACACAGGGACAUCUUGACAGGGGACACAGUCCUACACGUCGCCGCCGCCGCGAACCAACGAGACGUUGUCUCAGCGCUGCUCGCGCAGAGCAACCUGCACAUGGUCUCAAAGGUUGACCACCACAGCCAGACGGCACUGCAUCUCGCGCAGAGCGCUGAUAUUGCACGUACUCUCGUCCAGCACGGCUGCGACCCCGAGCAUGUAGAUUACGAUGGCGAUACCGCCUUGUCUCUCGCUCGCCAGAAACGUCCGAGACGUGGGCUUGCUGCCUAUCUUGCCGGCAUCAAGCAAUCCCGAGCUGCGAGCGGUGAUAGCGACAGUAAACGGCCUGUGGCCCGGGGCACACACGAUGUACCGUCGAGGAAUGCUGCCCCAG